Molecule: messenger RNA, 627 nt
Organism: Fusarium tjaetaba
Lineage: Eukaryota; Fungi; Ascomycota; Sordariomycetes; Hypocreales; Nectriaceae
Exons: 3
Coding region: 1-627 (208 amino acids)
Source: RefSeq, a predicted model, not a curated record
AUGUGCGCCGUUUCAAUUUCCCGCGCUGCUCCUGCACCUUCACGCUUCCUCCUCUUUUCUCUUCCUUCUUCUCUUGAGGCCAAACGGGACGCCUCUACUGAGGGCAACCCUAACGCGACCCCAACCAGGCCAGCAAGCAGAAAACGGCAGCGCCAAAGUUCUGCCGUAGCGGCACCUUCAGCCAAGUCUGCUCGCUGGUUGAACUGCAAGGCUGGUACCCUUAUGGAGCGGCUUGAUAUCGAAGAGUCCAUGGUACGGCUAUUACAAUCCCACAGAACGGUCCGCCAGAAUCUUGAAGAAGCAGAAGAGAAACAACGCCAGGUCCAGGAGAAGAGGAGGAGAAAGAUAAUGUACGUGCUACAAAUGCUUGCAGGUUACAUCGACCGGGAAGCCAUUAACCACGACGCUAUUCGAAGCUUUUUAGACAAGGAGCGUGUAAUGCAGGAGCUCUCUUCUGAGCCUACUCAUGGAGGAGACACUCUGUACAAGGACUUGCAGCUCGCUUGCGAUUCCGAAUUGGAGGAGGUUGAUGACAAGGUGGAAAAUAUAAGGGAGGAGAAUAGAGUUCUUACAAGCAAGGUCAAGGCCAUCAUGGAUUGCAUUGGGCCGUUUGCGCAGUACUGUUGA